UUAAUUUUUGUGCUUUGUUUGGAGAAAGGGUUUAAAGAAUCACAAGAAUGCUCCAUUUACAUGCUUGCUCUUGUCAAUUUCCAUCACUCAGAAAGGGACUUGAAGGGGCAUCAGAAAAAGUGGAAAAUGCUAGGAUUAUUCAUAAAAGGAGAUUGUCCUUCCCAAAAUUUGCAAGCUCAAUUGACAGGAUAAACACAAGGAAAUAUACAAGUGACAAAAUAUUCAAAAGCCAUAAUAUAUCAAAAAGUUACAUAGUUGCAGCCUCGUCAGAACACUGUGAAAUCUCCUCUAAAGAUGGUUUUUGGAAGCAAUUGAAUGCAUUAUACCAAUUUUUUCGACCGCACACUAUAUUUGGAACAAUAAUAGGGAUCAGUUCAGUUUCUAUUCUCCCAAUAAAAUCGUUAGCAGAUAUUUCUCCCACAUUUUUUGUGGGACUAUUGAAGGCCUUAAUUCCUUCUCUUUUAAUGAACGUUUAUGUGGUAGGAUUAAAUCAACUUUUUGAUGUGGAAAUUGACAAGGUGAACAAACCAAAUUUGCCACUAGCUUCUGGAGAAAUUUCAAUGGAACUAGGCAUAGCAAUAGUUAUCACCUCCCUAAUUGUGAGUUUUGGUAUGGGAAUUAAGUUUCAAUCUCCACCAUUGUUAGCUGCUCUCAUUGUUAGCUUUUUUCUUGGGAGUGCAUAUUCUAUAGAGUUACCUUUACUUAGAUGGAAAAGAAAUGCAGCCUUGGCUGCAAUAUGCAUUAUGGUUGUGAGGGCUAUCGUUGUUCAGUUUGCUUUCUUUGCACAUAUUCAGAAGUAUGUGCUGGUUAGGCCUAUGCUCUAUACAAGAUCUCUGGUAUUUGCUGUCACUUUUAUGUGUAUCUUCACUGCUGUCAUUGCCCUAUUUAAGGACAUACCUGAUGUGGAUGGUGAUAGAGACUUUGGAAUCCAAUCUUUCAGUGUGAGGCUUGGCCAAGAACGAGUAUUUUGGCUAUGUAUUAGCAUGCUUGUAGCUGCAUAUGGAGUUGCUAUGGUGAUUGGAGCUACUACUUCUUCCCUUUUCAGCAGGCUUGUCACUGUUUUAGGGCAUUUCUUACUCGCUAGCUUUCUUUUAUUUCAAGCCCGAUCGGUCGAUAUAACAAGUCAAAUAUCAGUAACUUCUUUUUAUAUGUUUAUAUGGAAGUUAUUCUAUGCGGAGUACCUUCUGAUUCCCUUCUUUCGCUAAGGAGAAAGAUUAAACAUGGUGUAUUAUUUAGGGAAAUAUGAGCUCCAAAGUUAUGGGGUUGUUUCAAUUCCAAUGGAAAUGUAGACUAGUAGCUCAAUUGGAAUGUGAAUUUCCUUAUGCUAUUUGAGGUCUAAUUUGUUGUCCUAAAUCCUAAUUGUGAAUUAUAGCGAUUUAGUAAAACUGUUGU
Molecule: messenger RNA, 1392 nt
Organism: Nicotiana tabacum (common tobacco)
Lineage: Eukaryota; Viridiplantae; Streptophyta; Magnoliopsida; Solanales; Solanaceae
Product: homogentisate geranylgeranyltransferase-like
Cellular component (GO): membrane
Molecular function (GO): prenyltransferase activity
Source: RefSeq, a predicted model, not a curated record